AGAGACUUGGAUGGGUUUCAGGGGGUUUUGGCUAUCAGAAAGAGAGAGGAAAGAGCUAAUUUGAUCAGGGUAAAAUUAAACGGCUAGAAUUUAAACCCAAAAGGAUAUGUUUGUUUCUUGGGAAAAUAUGGGAUAGAGAAUGAGAGAAAAUUUAGUGUGAUUUUGAAAAUUAGAAAAAAAAAAGGGACAAGAUAAUUAUUUUCUUACAAUUAUCCCUCCGAUCUUCUCAUUUCUGCUAAUUUUGCUUUCUCUUCGGAUAAAAGUUCUGUCUUCAACGAUAAUUCACUUUCAAGAGGGUUCUUAUGAGACUUAAAAGGAGCACAGUUAUUUUUUUAAAAAAUGGAUUGAGAAUGGUUUGUUGAUGUGUUGUUCUUGGUGUGAUCUCUGAGAUAUGGUGUUGCAGAAGAGGUUAGAUUACGGAUUUAAUGGCUAUCAGGUGCCCUAUACACCUAGAGCUACCAGAUCGGCAAGGAGGAGGAGUUCUUUCAAGAAGCGAGGUGAAGACAAUCAAAUGUGUGCAUUUGACUUACUGGCCACCAUAGCUGGAAAAUUAUUGCUUGAUAAGCAAACUCCUACUUCUAGUAUUGUAUCAACUAACGAAAAUCAGUCUGCUGUUGUAAAAGAUUCUGAAAAAAAAGAAAUGCAGGAUGAAAAUAAACAAUUGAGAGUAGAAACAUCUGAUCAAGGAAGCUGGGAUAGAGGACUCUCUUUCGCUGAGCUUUUGUCACUAGCUAAAGAUAAGAAAUAUGCUCUUAAGGAAUCCACACGUAACCAGGAAGAUGCCCCUUUGGGAUUUGCCUCUGCAGUUGCAACUUCUGAUUGCUCUGGGGGUUUUGGUGAUCAGAAGUUGGUGGAUGGCAAAGCCAAGAGUGAAAUGGGAAUCUUAGCUAGCAGAGUAGAAACAUCUGAUCAAGGAAGCUGGAUUAGCGAACUCUCUUUCUCUGAGCUUUUGUCACUAGCUAAAGAUAAGAAAUAUACUCUUAAGGAAUCCACAUGUAACCAGGAAGAUGCCCCUUUGGGAUUUGUCUCUGCAGUUGCAACUUCUGAUUGCUCUGGGGGUUUUGGUGAUCAGAAGUUGGUGGAUGGCAAAGCCAAGAGUGAAAUGGGAAUCUUAGCUAGCAGAGUAGAAACAUCUGAUCAAGGAAGCUGGAUUAGCGAACUCUCUUUCUCUGAGCUUUUGUCACUAGCUAAAGAUAAGAAAUAUACUCUUAAGGAAUCCACAUGUAACCAGGAAGAUGCCCCUUUGGGAUUUGCCUCUGCAGUUGCAACUUCUGAUUGCUCUGGGGGUUUUGGUGAUCAGAAGUUGGUGGAUGGCAAAGCCAAGAGUGAAAUGGGAAUCUUAGCUAGCAGAGUAGAGGUAGGCCCCUCUGGGUACAGGGAGUAUGGGGUUUGUAAAAUAGAGGAUGAAAAUAAAAAAAUUAUAAAAGAUGAGUUACAUAAAACUGAGAAGGUGCAAUUUGGUACUAGGGCCAAAGGAUGCAGAUUAGAUAAUCCAGUGGUUUGGGAUGAGAAACCUCCUGUAUUAGUUAGUUCAGACAGUAGUACCAAGUUGCCUUUUUGUAGGGACCAAAGUCCCCAUAGUUCUUUUCCUGCAAACCGGGAUUAUGUAAAUGUAGUUAGUAGAGAUGAUGACGAAAAUUCUUCUGGGUGUACUCACCCAAACACCAUAAAAAAAUCCUUUAGGCCUGUGCCACGUAUUGGAGACAGGAGAAUAAGGAAAAUAUUGGCUUCUAAAUAUUGGAAAGUUGGCCCAAAAUUGAAGGAUGUAACACAUUCUAAUGCCAAUGGUGAACUGAGGACCGUUUACCGAAAUAGGAAUAUCAGUUAUGGAAGCGUAAGAUCUGAAAAGAAUUAUCCUAUUAAAAAGAGGAGGAUUUUUAACUAUAGCUCAGUAUCAAAUUUUAAUGGAGGAAUUAGUGGUGAGGACAUUUGUGUUUCGCCUAAGAGGGUCAUCAAUGGAGAUGUUUCUGGUUUGUGUUCAAAGAUUCAUGAAGCCGCUGGAGCAUCAUCUUCAGCAGCAGGUCUGCAUACAACCUUCCAAUCUAGGGAUUCUUAUGUGAAGCUUAGGAUCAAGUCUUUCAGGGUGCCAGAGCUUUUUAUUGAAAUGCCGGAAACUGCAACGGUUGGUUCAUUGAAGAGGAGGGUUAUGGAGGCGGUGAAUGCCAUACUUGGAGGUGGAUUGCAUGUUGGUGUACUUCUUCAGGGGAAGAAGGUUAGAGAUGACAGCAAAACACUACUUCAGACUGGAAUAUCUCAUGAUAAUCAACUUAAUGCCUUGGGUUUUAGCCUGGAGCCCAACACUUCAAAGAAACCCCGACCUCUCUGCCCUGGAGAUUCUCCAUUUCUGCUUCCUUGCAAUGCACCUCAGCCUCUUACCAGGUAUACAUCCACUCCUAGUAUCAUUCAUCAGGGCACUUGCGAAGUUGCACCUGAACUGCAUGUGACUAGCAUGGGCAACUUCAUUGAAAGUGAUCAUGAUUCAGCAACCUUUCCUACGGACAUGUCCAUUGACAAAAGCACAAAGGAUUCUAAAGCACUGGUUACUGUUCCCGCAAUGAGUGUGGAAGCUCUAGCCGUUGUUCCAGUGCACCAGAAAUCUAAGCAUUCUGAGAUUGUACAACGCCGAAUUCGCCGACCUUUCUCUGUUGCUGAAGUUGAAGCACUUGUUCAAGCAGUUGAGACACUUGGAACUGGAAGGUGGCGGGAUGUUAAACUGCAAGCUUUUGACGAUGCCAAACAUAGAACAUAUGUGGAUUUAAAGGACAAAUGGAAAACGCUAGUACACACGGCAAAAAUAUCCCCUCAACAAAGGAGGGGAGAGCCUGUCCCUCAGGAACUUUUGGAUAGGGUUCUAACUGCUCAUGCUUAUUGGUCUCAGCAACAGGCCAAACAACAACUCGAGCCACAGCCCGAGACUUGCCUUCUCCUGAAGAUUGAUAUAUGAUAUAACUCGGCCUUCAUCUAUAGGCACUCACAUCUGUACUGCUUUUUAAGAAUACCCAUUAGAGUACCUAAAUGUUGAUGCAUGUUCACUUGAGGAGGGAGGCACGUGGCUGCAUGUGUUUAGAAAAGAAGAGAGUUAUUUUUUUGAUUUAAGAAAUAGAGGGACCGUGGGAGUAUUUUUAUAUAGAAUUUAGAAUUAAGAAACUUUAUGGAUUGAUUCUGUUCCUGUUGAAAUGAUUUGUUUGGCGGUGGCACCACAAAAAGGGAUAAGCCAAUAGUGACAAAAUUCUUAGUUGAUUAAAGUUUCAAUCUGUAUCAUGCUGACAAAAAGAAACAUUUUAGUGGAUAAGGAAAUGAACGAAUCUUGCUCACAA
Messenger RNA from Mangifera indica (mango), 3317 nucleotides. Its product is annotated as telomere repeat-binding protein 5-like. Lineage: Eukaryota; Viridiplantae; Streptophyta; Magnoliopsida; Sapindales; Anacardiaceae. The transcript is spliced from 12 exons. The record is from RefSeq and is a predicted model, not a curated record. The coding region runs from base 392 to 2944 and encodes 850 amino acids.